AUGGGCUGGCUGGCUGGCUGGCUGGCUCUGGCCCGUGGACCAGGGAAUUCGAAUGAUACUAUGCCGAAUGCGUUGCCGAAAGAAAGAAGGAACAACAAAACGUGUAGGCAUGUAUUUGCGACAAAUACGGUAGGCAUCGCCAGACCAGAGCUCUCUAUUAUCAGGUAA
Messenger RNA from Trichoderma gamsii, 168 nucleotides. RefSeq lists its product as hypothetical. Bases 1 to 168 code for a protein of 55 amino acids. The record is from RefSeq and is a predicted model, not a curated record. Lineage: Eukaryota; Fungi; Ascomycota; Sordariomycetes; Hypocreales; Hypocreaceae. The transcript is spliced from 2 exons.